This is a messenger RNA of Paramuricea clavata, 1290 nucleotides long. The record is from the annotation of a GenBank genome assembly. Lineage: Eukaryota; Metazoa; Cnidaria; Anthozoa; Malacalcyonacea; Plexauridae.
AUGACCCAAUUUGAAUCUCUAACUUUUGAAUCAAUUACUGUAGCUAAUGUUAACCACCAGUAUUUGAAGGCAGGGGCAGACGAAGUGUUUGCAGAGGUUGGAAUCCACCUAGAUCCAAAGCCCAAAGCAACUGUCAAGGCUUCCCUGCAAGCACACACACAAGCAUCACUGAAAGCCAAAGUCGAUACUGGUGCCCAAGGGAAUAUACUCUCCCUAAGAUUAUACCGUGCGAUAUACCCCUGCAAAAUUGAUCAGAAGGGCAACCCCAAGAGAGGAGCUACAAAGCAUUCCAAUACUAUCCUCACAGCAUAUGGGGGAUCCAAGUUACACCACCAUGGCACCGUCACCAUUGAUUGGGAAUUCAAAGGCAAAAGAUCUGCUGCACGGUUCUAUGUCACAGACACACAAGGCCCUGCUAUUGGCCAACCAACGUCGAUUGACCUCAACCUUGUGAAAUUCAGUUGUGGCAUACUCAAACAAGUGUUACACAGCAACACACUGUGGUCCACCACAAGAACCCCUGAGCAACCACCACUAACCACCAGAACCCCUGAACGACCACCAAUACCCAAACCAAUAAAGAGCGAAGAAGAUUUGAUAGAUCAAUUCCCGAACUGUUUUAAUGGCAUAGGAAAAUUCGAAGGCGAAUACCACAUAUUAAUCAACGACCCAUCAGUCCCACCUGUUAUCCACACUCCGCGACGAGUUCCAAUCAGUCUGAAAGAUGACAUUAAGAAAGAACUCGACGAGAUGGUUGCAAAUGGUAUCAUAACUAAAAUAAACGAAGGAGAGCCUACAAGAUGGGUAAACAGUCUGGUCUACAAGAGGAAACAGAAUCGACGAUUGCGUUUAUGCCUAGACCCAAAAGACCUAAACACAGCUAUCUUAAGAGAACAUCACGCCAUUCCUACCUUGGAAGAGAUUUUACCAAAAUUACACAAAGCAAAGUUUUUCUCAAUAGUCGAUGCGAAGUGUGGCUAUUGGAAUGUGGUACUUGACGAAAAAUCAAGCUAUUUAGCUACCUUUAACUCCCCAUUCGGCUGGUACCGUUUCAAGCGUAUGCCCUUUGGGCUGAACAUGUCACAAGACAUCUUCCAAGCAAAAAUCAACCAAACAUUCGAAGGAUGUAGAGGCGUUGUGGGUAUCGCAGAUGAUAUUGGUUAUCUCUGGCACAACAGAAGAAGAACACGACCAAAAUCUACCCAGCAUAAUGAGCCGGUGCCAAGACACAGGUCUGAGGCUGAACCCGGACAAAUGCCACAUAAAGCAAGAGAAAAUAAAAUUUUAUGA